CCCUGUUACUCCUGCUGAGCUUUUGGACUGCUCAUUGUCACCGACACUCGGCUCAGCUGUGCAGAAACAGACAGAAGAUGGGCAGCAUCUAAAUGUUUCUAUCCAUCUGUUUUGGAGACAAAUUGUUAUCUUCUCCUGGACUGAUGAAACUUGAGAGAUAUAAACAUAAUAAGGAGAUGGAAAGCAUGAACUAUGAAUCCACAUUGCAUUUAAUAUUACGUGACAUGUAUAGGGAUGUAUAAUACUUCUGGAUACCAGCACUUGGACCUUCAGUGAAUCUGGAGAGGACAAUUAUGAUGAUUGAGGAGUAUUGUACACUGUAUAAAAAUACAAACCAGGCUGGCUCCUUGACUUUGGGUACAUUUUAUUUCCCUCUUCGCUUGUCGAAACCUGUGUUAACACAACUACCACUUUGAAUUGUGUUGGACGAUUUGGCUCAGGUGUGAUGUGUAGUUUUUAGAACAUCCCACGGAUACUUGUCUAGAACGGUUUCUAAGUGGCUGAGAAUCACAGAUUCUAAGAAUGCACAAUACAAUUAUUUCACUGGUAAUCCUGUUUAUCAUCACUGAUUUGGGCUUUCUUUAUCCUGCCCCAGAGGAUGCCCUACACAAUGCACAGGUGUUUUUGGAGAAGUAUGGCUAUACUGAAAAAGAGAAAAGAGAUGCUAACUUGGUACAGCUUGAAGCAGCAGUAAGACAUUACCAGUGGUUAUCACACCUUCCAGUUAGUGGUCAUCUUGAUGUACGUACAGUGCUCCAGAUGAAUGAGCCACGUUGUGGUAUGAAGGAUAUAAGCCAAGCAAGAUGGCUGGAACAGUUCAAUGGACUGGUCAAUCGAAGACGCAAGAAGCGUUACACUCUAAAUAAAAAAUGGUACAAGCAUCAUCUGACAUAUCAGAUUCUCAACUGGCCUUGGUACCUAUCCCCGCACCAGGUGAGACAAGCAGUAAAAGCAGCGUUCCAGCUGUGGGGUAAUGUCUCUUCUAUGGCGUUCUCGGAGAGUAUGAGUGGCUCAGCAGACAUUCGUUUGGCAUUUUUCGAUGGGGACCAUAAUGAUGGAGCCAUAAACGCAUUUGAUGGACCAGGUGGAGCACUUGCUCAUGCUUUUUUCCCAAGGCGGGGGGAAGCUCAUUUCGACAAUGCUGAGCAUUGGUCAUUGAAUGGAAGAGGCAGAAAUCUCUUUGUAGUCCUGGCACACGAAAUUGGUCACACCCUGGGGCUUCAGCACUCACCAUUCAAAAAUGCCCUGAUGGCUCCUUACUAUAAGAAGCUGGGCAAAGAUUACCUGUUGAACUUUGAUGACAUCCUAGCCAUCCAAAACCUGUAUGGGGCUCCCCCAAGUGGCAAAUUGGUGCAGCUCCCAGGGAAAGAGUUUGCCUUUUUUCAGGACUGGAAUCCAAAAGGUGUAGAAGGAUUUACCACUGCAAACACAAAACCAUUCUACUGCCAGUCGGUCUUUGAUGCCAUCACAUGGGAUAUGGAAAACUUAUUUUACAUCUUCAAAGGUCGUCAGUUCUGGACGGUCAGCUUGAAUGGGAAUGUCUCUGAGCCCCAUCUUCUAAAACACAGGUGGAAAAAGCCACCAUCCUAUGUUGAAGCUGCAGCUGUGUCUGGAUCAGAUGGCAAAUUCUACUUCUUCAAAGGUUCGAAAUGCUGGAGGUACAAAGAAUCUAAACUAGAGGCUGGGUUUCCUCAAAAGUGCAGUGACUAUGGUCUUCCUCAACAUCCUGAUACAGUCUUAUAUUUUCAGCCACUUGGGCACCUGGUUAUCUUCAAGGGAACAAAGUAUUAUGUAAUAAAUGAGGAAACACUGACUGUGGAACCAUACUACCCACGCAGCUUAAAGGACUGGAAAGGCAUUCCUACUGAGACCACAGGAGUGUUGACCCACCCAGAUGGAUCUAUCUACUUUUUUAAAGGUGGAAAGUACUGGAUGUUUGACCAGGACAAUCUGAAAGUUACUGCUUCUGGGAAGUGGGCAGAGGAUUUAUCAUGGAUUGGUUGCAAAAACUCUUGAUUAUCAAUGACUUUUUUAUGAAUCCCAAAAAGUACUUUACAUUUACGUAGGCUUAUCAUGUUUUUGCUGAUAAGUCUUUAUGGAGUAUUAUUCAUAUGUGGGAAACAUUACUAUUCAUAAACAUGUUUUUUGCUGUAGAAUACUCAUAUCAGAAAAAAGAGUGUACACCAAGAGAAAAUCUGAUUCCAUCCAUUGUUUCUAUUUUCCGAAAAUUGGAUAGGUUUCCUUUUAUGCCUUUGGGCAGACUGGGAUUCUAGUGAACCAGCACUCUGAUGCAUGUUUACAAAUGUACAUAAACUUAUAAUGUAGUCAUAUCUGACACUGGAAAGGACUUUCUACAGUUAUUUAAGACAGUAUGACUGGGUGUGUUGGGGAGUAAUUUUCAUUCUUUUAAAAAUAACCCUGAUGUAUCAUUUUUGUAUUUAAUUUGAUAUCUUUCUCAACUGCUGUGUAUUGAUUGUGUUAAGACAUACACUGGAGUAAACUGGAGACUCGGCAGUGAAAAUAUUCAGUUUGAGUUUAUAAAUGAUGACCUCUGAUUAUCUGAUAUAUUUUAUGUGCUAGAGGAUUCCUUGCAAGAAAAUAUCCAUUUCCAUUUUAUUUAUGGAUGAAUUAUUUUCUUAAUACAUAAGCUUCUUGGCAUAUCAUUAACUAAAAUUGAUCAACAGAUGAAUUGUGACAUUUCUACUGUAAAAAUAACCACUACACAUACUACAGUCCCUAUCCCCCCCAUCACACUACAGCCACUACCCACCAUACACACUAAAACCAAUGACCACAUAUACACUAGAGUUAGUACCCCACACACAUACUAGAGAAAAUGACCCCACACAUACACUACAGCCAAUAUCUCCUUACAUAUACUUUCCCUUCACACACUACAGCUACUAUCCUCCCACAUUACAGACACUAGCACGCCCCAUAUCCCCCAGACACUACAGCUACUAUGCCCUAACACAAACUAAAGC
Molecule: messenger RNA, 2984 nt
Organism: Pelobates fuscus (common spadefoot toad)
Lineage: Eukaryota; Metazoa; Chordata; Amphibia; Anura; Pelobatidae
Gene: MMP28
Product: matrix metallopeptidase 28
Exons: 8
Coding region: 523-2016 (497 amino acids)
Biological process (GO): proteolysis; extracellular matrix organization; collagen catabolic process
Cellular component (GO): extracellular matrix
Molecular function (GO): zinc ion binding; metalloendopeptidase activity
Source: RefSeq, a predicted model, not a curated record